This is a messenger RNA of Oreochromis niloticus (Nile tilapia), 1066 nucleotides long. RefSeq lists its product as uncharacterized. Bases 73 to 921 code for a protein of 282 amino acids. The record is from RefSeq and is a predicted model, not a curated record. Lineage: Eukaryota; Metazoa; Chordata; Actinopteri; Cichliformes; Cichlidae. The transcript is spliced from 2 exons.
GACUGUUUUACACAACCAACUGGGGACACGAACAGAACACAGAGGAGAGACACAGCGAUUUACAGAGUCACCAUGAGGACCAAAGCCAUCCUUCUUGCGUCAGUGUUUAUACUGAUACUCUUGAUUCCCGUAUCUUUUGCUACCAGCUCUCAAAACUAUACUCUAAAGAACAAUAUGACAUCUACUCAAACUUUAGGCUAUUCACACUCUCCCUCUGGAGCUACAAACAGCACAACAACAUCCUUCCCAACAUCCGAUUCAGUUACAGUCGUUCCAUCAGGUACAAAAAAUACAGAUCAAUCUGGCGCAGCUCCCUCACCCUCCUCACCUGAAAAGGCAGUGAAGACUUGGCUUAUUGUCAUUCUGUUGGUUAUCAUGGUUUUGAUGGUGCUUGUGGCAUAUCUCCAGCAUGUGUGCCAGCAGUCCGACCAUAGCGGCUCUGUGCCCAGGUUCCUAUUAGAUGUGAGGGAGAGGCUGAGAACCUGGAUCAGGAACCUGGAGGACCACCUGGGUGUUCAACUUUGGCCAGGGGACAAGAGAACAGCAGAGGAUGCCAUGGAGGAGGAUGCCAUGGAGGACACAGAAGGAGGACAGGCAGAUGAGGGAGAGGUGUGGAGGGGUGGAGAAGGAGCUAAUAAUGAACUAAGCAACGAGGAAAAAGGAGAACACAAGGAGGAAGACAGCGACACUUCGGAUGACUGCUCAAGUUUGGAGGGGGAUGAUCUGAGGGAGAGGGCACUAAACAGACAGAAUGAAGAGGAGGGGAACCAGAGCAAGGAUGAGGAUGAAACGAGUACCUCAAGUGAUGAAGGUCAAAGUCAUUCCGAAGGAAUGAGUGGUGGAAAUAAAAAUGAAGAUUCUGAAGAGACUGCACUUGUAAUUUCCCCUCAGCAGGAUUUAUGUGAUGUGACUGUUUUAUAGUGAAACAAUGCAUUUUAUUGUUACAGAGUUUAGAUAGUUACUUUAUCGACACAGUUGCCUCUGUGCUCUACAACUGAGAUGCCAAAUGUAAAAAGAAACAUUGUCAGUGUGUGAUCUUCAAAUAAACCUUUUAAAAAAAAAAAUC